GCGUCAGUGCGACUGCGCGCCAGCCGAGUGCCGCGGUUCUUGACUUCGCUGCGCCGGGUGUCGGAGGUAGCCAUGCAGAGAGCAGAGCCGGAGCAGCCUGCUAAGCGGCCCCGCUGCGAUGGCAGCCCAAGGACUCCACCGAGCACCCGUCCUGCAGCGACGAGCGCGUCUCCGUACUUGGACAUCCGAAAGUGGGAGCCCGAGGACGUGUGCUCCUUCUUAAAGGAGUGUGGCUUCCGAGAGGAGAAAGUGCUGGACAGCUUCAGAGGAAAUAAAGUCAAUGGCUCAUUUCUGCCCUUUUUGGAUGAGAAAAGUCUGGAAAAUCUUGGAGUAAGUUCCUCGGAAGAGAGGAAGAGGAUGAUUGACUGUAUCAAAACACUGCCUCAAUCUCACAUUGAUCUAAUGAAGGUGUUUAAUGAUCCCAUUCAUGGCCACAUUGAGUUCCACCCCCUCCUCAUCCGAAUCAUUGACACACCCCAGUUCCAGCGGCUCCGAUACAUCAAGCAGCUGGGAGGCGGCUACUAUGUCUUCCCCGGAGCUUCUCACAACCGGUUUGAACACAGUCUAGGGGUGGGGUACCUGGCAGGAUGCCUUGUACGAGCACUCGCUGAAAAACAGCCAGAGCUGCAGAUCAGUGAGCGGGAUAUUCUCUGCGUUCAGAUUGCGGGACUGUGCCACGACCUCGGUCAUGGGCCAUUUUCUCAUAUGUUUGAUGGAAGAUUUAUCCCGCUUGCUCGCCCAGAUAAAAAGUGGAGGCACGAACAGGGCUCGACUGAGAUGUUUGAGCAUCUGGUUAAUUCUAACGGACUCAAAGAUGCCAUGAAAAACUAUGGUCUCGUCCCUAAAGAAGAUAUUACCUUUAUCAAGGAACAAAUUAUGGGGCCACCUGAAACACCUGAAGAUCAUUCGUGGCCAUAUAAGGGACGCCCAGCCAAGAAGAGCUUCCUCUAUGAGAUAGUGGCUAACAAGAGAAGUGGCAUUGAUGUGGACAAGUGGGAUUACUUUGCCAGGGACGGUCACCAUCUCGGAAUCCAAAAUAACUUUGAUUACAAGCGCUUUGUUAAGUUUGCACGUGUCUGUGAAGUGGAGGACAAGAAGCACAUUUGUACGAGAGAAAAGGAGGUUGGAAAUCUCUACGACAUGUUCCACACACGCAGCCGCCUGCACCGAAGAGCCUACCAGCACAAGAUCAGCAACCUCAUCGAUAUGAUGAUCACGGAAGCUCUCCUCAAAGCAGACCCCUACGUGGAGAUUAUGGGGACUGCCGGGAAGAAGUUUCGUAUUUCCAUGGCCAUUGACGACAUGGAAGCCUUCACCAAGCUGACAGAUAACAUUUUCUUGGAGAUUUUAUACUCUACUGACCCAAACUUGUCUGAGGCACAAAGUAUUUUAAGGAACAUUGAACACCGUAAUCUAUACAAGUAUUUGGGUGAGACCCAGCCAAAAAGCCAGAAGAUUGGAAAGGAAGAAUAUGAACAGCUUCCCCAAGAAAUUGCUAAUGCCAAACCUGUCGUCACACCUGACACCAAACCUGAUGCCGUGCUACUGGGUGCCAACCUGAAGGCCGAAGAUUUUAUAGUGGAUGUUAUCAACGUGGAUUACGGGAUGGAAGACAAGAAUCCAAUAGAUAAUGUUUACUUCUAUUCUAAGAGUGACAGCAAGAAAGCAUUCACGAUCUCCAAAGAUCAGGUGUCACAACUGCUGCCACAGAAAUUUGCAGAGCAGCUCAUUCGAGUGUACUGUAAGAAGAAAGACAACAAGAGCAUUCAUGACGCCUGGCAAUAUUUCACUCAGUGGUGUGCGGACAGGGACUUUACCAAGCCACAGGAUGGUGACAUUAUAGCUCCACUUAUAACACCUCUGAAAUGGAAUAAAAAUAAUUCAUCUUGUCGCCAAGAAGCAUCCAAAGCCAGAACAUGUCUAAAUUUUAAGUGAAUGCCUGCAACUGGUUCUUUUCAAAAACAUCUUCCCCCUUCAUAAUCAAGUUAGGAAAUAUAAUCAUAGAGCCCACUAGUGAUUUUUAUUUAGCAUUCUGAAUGUAUGUUCAUGCUGAAGGGUAAGUUGUUUUUAUUCAAAAUGAAAAUUUUGCGAUAUAUACUAUGGUGAGUUGAAUAAGAAUGGCCUCCUAAGUGCAUAUAAUUCGGUGUUUAGUCAUCAGGGAAUGGAAGGACUAGGACUUGGUUGAAAGGACUAGAAGGAUCAGGAGGUGUGGCCUUGUUGGAGGAAGUGUGUCACUGAAGGUGGGCUUCAAGGUUUCAAAAGUCAAUCUAGUCUCUCCCUCCCUCCAUCCAUCCAUCCCUCUCUCUCUCUGUCCCUACCUCUUUCCCUUCCUCCGUUCCUUUCCCUCUUUCCCCUCCCUCUUAUCCACCCUCCUUCCCUCCCUCCCUCUGCCCGUGGAUGAGGAUGUAGCCCUCAGAUACUGCUCCAGCACCAUGCUCUGUGCGAUGAGGAUGGUGAGUUGCGCCUCUAAGGCUGUAAGCCAGUCCCCAGUUAACUGCUUCCUUUUAUAAGAGUUGCCUUGGUCAUGGUGUCUCUUGACAGCACUAGAACAGUGACCAAGACACGUACCAUGAAAAGCAUUAGCUUAUGUAUUUCUAACAUUAAUCGAAGCCUUUCUCCUUUAGCAACCUAUUUUUUCAGGAUAACUCUCCCAUCUAUUCUGAACUCUCAGGACAAAUGACUGUUUUUAAUUUAGAAAUUGAGAUAAGGGCACAGAUUAGAAUUCAAGGUUGAAACUGCCAUGCACCAUGUGUUUAAAAAAAUAAACCAAAUCCUACCCCUCCCCACCUUGAAGAGGUUUCUGUCACCCUGUUCCCCCAGGAAAGAAAGCUACCACUCCCUUCCAGCCCUGUUAGGUGCCAGGCUGGGGAGCAUGGGGAGCCGCUGAGAGUGUGGCAGGCAAGGACUUUCCCAUUGACCUCAGCUGCACCCCGGUCUUUCUAGUACAGCUCCCCCUGCCCUCACACCAGGCUCUCCUGAGACUGUUAGGACUCCAGACAAGAUCAGCUUCUUCGCACCUGAAACCACUCCAGCUCCAAGGGACACACCCUUGCCAGCCAGGGGACAGACUUCCACCUCAUCUGAGUUGAACUGGUCAGCUGCUCUGAGAGCACAGACCCCACCCUCUGGCUGCUCUCCCCCAGGACCUCACCUCGCCUGCCUCAGUGUGUGUACGGGUUUCAGAACAUUCUGGACUGCCUUUGUGAGUCCAGCGGCUGCCCAUUGGGCCCUCGGUUCCCUGUGUGGCCUCUGGAGCCACUGUGGCUCCCCCUGCUGCUCCCCUCGCCCCCACUCUGCACAGCUUCACCAAGAACUGAGUCCGGUUGUGGAACCAGAAAUGCUGGCAGCCACAGGCGGUAGGGACAGAGGCAGGAGCUGCGGGUUGGCAUCUCAGUGAUGAUAAGUGAGAUGGCAGCCCAGGCAGUGGGCAGCUCGAGUUCACCAGCUGUGCCCCCUCUCCUGGGUGGCCAGGUUCGCUUUUGUCCACUCGUGGGUGAAGAAUAUUGGUGUGUGUGUCCCUAUGGGCUCAGAAAUGCACAAGAGAGGUGCCAGCUUGCCCUGCUGGCCGUGAUGCCUCCAUUACUCAGGGAGCCAGCCAGAGCCCCCUCUUCGUGUACACAGAGUCAAGAUGAAGAACUGUAUAUUUUUCUGCUGGUGCUGUUGUUGUUUUGCCAGUCUGUUUUUUAACCAUUAGAGUUUAUUCUGGAAUUUUGUAGUCCUAAUUUUGUACUAUGCCAUCUGGGAAACAAUUUUGACCCCUUUUAUGCACAAGCAGCUGUGUCUGUGCCUUUGAAGCUGUUUUCAUUGUGUGUACCUAUGUCAUUUACAAGACCGCAUAAAAAUGGAGAUCUUUAACA
Molecule: messenger RNA, 3857 nt
Organism: Psammomys obesus (fat sand rat)
Lineage: Eukaryota; Metazoa; Chordata; Mammalia; Rodentia; Muridae
Gene: Samhd1
Product: SAM and HD domain containing deoxynucleoside triphosphate triphosphohydrolase 1
Exons: 16
Coding region: 73-1935 (620 amino acids)
Biological process (GO): regulation of innate immune response; defense response to virus; dGTP catabolic process
Cellular component (GO): nucleus
Molecular function (GO): protein binding; dGTPase activity
Source: RefSeq, a predicted model, not a curated record